UAUCUUUUAUUCUUUCGCAGUUGCUUUACUUGUAGUAUUAUCUACGUGCGUGAUUUCGUUCAUUUUCUUUUAAAGAAAAUCAAUUUAAGAUAGAAAAAGGCAGAAGUAGAAAAAAAGAGAAGAAAAAGGAAAACGAACAAAUCGAAAUGAAUCGAGUAAAGAAAUUGCUAUCGAGUAAAGAGACUCGAGAUUAUUUGAUGAGCACACAUUUUUGGGGACCUGUAGCUAAUUGGGGCAUUCCAAUCGCUGCAAUCGCCGAUAUACAAAGAGAUCCGAAAUAUAUCAGUGGAAAAAUGACACUUGCUUUAUGUUUAUAUUCAGCAAUGUUCAUGCGUUUUGCACUCAGGGUUGAACCACGCAACUUACUUCUCUUUGCCUGCCAUUUUGUUAAUGAAGGUGCACAAAUUACUCAAGGGAGCAGAUUCUUGAAAUACCAUUAUGUAAAUAAAAACGAGUAA
Habropoda laboriosa is the source of this 458-nucleotide messenger RNA. It is a transcript of the gene Mpc1, whose product is annotated as mitochondrial pyruvate carrier 1. The coding region runs from base 147 to 458 and encodes 103 amino acids. The record is from RefSeq and is a predicted model, not a curated record. Gene Ontology annotation, cellular component: mitochondrial inner membrane. Gene Ontology annotation, biological process: pyruvate import into mitochondria. The transcript has 3 exons. Lineage: Eukaryota; Metazoa; Arthropoda; Insecta; Hymenoptera; Apidae.